Volvox carteri f. nagariensis is the source of this 2115-nucleotide messenger RNA. RefSeq lists its product as uncharacterized. The transcript is spliced from 5 exons. NCBI's taxonomy places the organism in Eukaryota, Viridiplantae, Chlorophyta, Chlorophyceae, Chlamydomonadales, Volvocaceae. Bases 259 to 2115 code for a protein of 618 amino acids. The record is from RefSeq and is a predicted model, not a curated record.
GCUCUUCUGUCUGAUCUCAAAGUGGAUUGCUGGUCGUCUAAAGUGCUCAUCAUUUUGCGUUGGUUGGGCCAUGAGUGGCCGGCGUGUGACUCCGUUUCUCAGAAGGUAGAUGUAUACUCGUCUCAGUUGAUUCGAGUGGGUGAGGUUCUGGAGAGGUUAUCUGCGUUCCUUUUAAGUGACUGGGAUCAGUUCAGCCAAGGGGGUGAUCCGCGUGUGUUCCAAGGUAAAGGGGUUUCGCUUUGCAGGUAUCAUAACUGGAUGGGCUCCCCUUCACCAGCAAGAGAGGGCUCCGAUCCCACAGGCUAUGUGCGUGUUUAUUUGCCGGUCAACCAGUUGCGUAUGGUUGCCAAAUUCCGUCUUUGUUGUUGGCCUUUGGAGGUCAACAAAGGACACCAUAGGCCGAGAGAGUGCCGUACGUGUCAGGUCUGUACGUCGGGUAAGGUUGAGGAUGAAUAUCAUGUGCUCAUGGAGUGUGAGGCGUAUACUGAGUUGCGUAAUAGGUUUCUGAUUAACGUUGAAGAUACUGAUAUGCGCAAGGUAUUUCUUAAUACCAAUCCGAGGAAAAUCGCUACUUUCCUUACUGAGGUUUUUGAUGAGCGUCAACAGCGUGCUCUGGAGCCUCACGGCUCGCCCUGGCACAUCGGGCAGGCGCCAGCACGCGCCCGCAGUUUUGUGGAGAUGAAGUAUGCGCUGCCGUCUCCUGUUCUUCCAAGCUUCAGUGAAGUUGACGCAGCAAACCGGGGGCUCAAGGAAGCGUGUCCACUAUACACCCUGCCAGGUUUUGAUCCAUCCAAAAUGAUUCAAUACGACGCGAUGCACACCAUUGGGGGUGUCAUCAAGGACGUGGUGGUGCUUGGCAUCCAAGGUUUGCGUGCAGCAAAUGCGAGUGACACCUUGGUUGAGUACGACUCUGACAACAACAUUCAGACCAAGACGGCCGGGGUUGCAGGUUCUGAAGAACUCAGCCGCUUCAGGGCCGCCCUAAGUCGCAUCGCUAACAGCGCCCCAACCUGGAUUGGCUCCAGGUUAAAGAGGCUUACCGCGCCUAACAAGAAAGCCAAGACCCAUACAUUCUUCCUCCUAGCAGGCCCUGUUGGGGUGUACGCUGUGUCAUGCAUGCGCCUAUCUCAACGCAAAGCUGAGCAGGUGUACGUGGACUUGCUACACGCGUGCUGCGAUCUUUGGGAUAAGGUUCAGAUGAGGAGUAUGUUGCCAGACUUACGUACCCGGGUGGUGUCAGCAAUUUGUGGCGUCGAAGCAUACCUUUCUGCAAUAAACCUCGACAUAAAGCUUCACAACUUGAUUCACCUAGUUGACAGCAUUGAAGAAGCCGGACCUUUGUUUGCUACGUCCAUGUUCAACCCAGAAUCAAUAUGGGGUUGUCUUGGAAAGUGGGCGCACAACAAAGCGAACAUGGAAUCAGCAAUGUUCUUUUGCUCCCUGGACAAAGAGGUGACUGUUAGUGUACGACCACAGAUCGAAACCGAAGUGAACAUCGAAUCUGAGGAUGAGGGCCGUGGAGCUGAUGACACAGAUGUUCCUGCAUCGCUUUGGACACCAGAGGAUUUCUUCGGCAACACACCCGUAAUCAAGGAAGGCAGGGUGGCACAGAGAGCAUAUACCCUAAGCGACAUAAGUGUCAUCUCGCUUGCGGAGCUAACAGCAUUCUAUGCUGAAGCAGGGAUCGCUGGAGUUGAUCUACAUGCAACUGCUGACUUGCUCCAAGUCGUGUCUGUUGGCAUUGCUAGGCUAUCAAUUGGAAGCUGGUUCCUACGACGGUCCCGGGGUACCAUGAAGAUGUGCUUUGGGAAAGUGCAGCGGCUGCUGAAGCACAGGGGGCCUGAUGGAGCGGAGCGUGUGAUCGUGAAGGCUGCAUGGUUCAGUGCACGUAAUGAACAGCAGCAGGUGGAUAAGAAGUUGCGAAUGCCAAUUGUACAGAGCGAACCGGUGGAGGGCGAAGCAUUGUUAUUGGCUGAGUCCAUUGUGCCAUGGCCGUGCUGGGCCUUGCCGCACCCCAAGCGUCAGGGCCUGAUGGUAGUGCUAGCGAGGCACUGGCACAUCAUGCGCUACCUCGCACCCUAUCCAUGCUUCUCACGUGGGGAGAUGGAUGGCUAG